This is a messenger RNA of Acipenser ruthenus (sterlet), 1411 nucleotides long. RefSeq names its product leucine rich repeat containing 20 (gene lrrc20). The record is from RefSeq and is a predicted model, not a curated record. The coding region runs from base 356 to 889 and encodes 177 amino acids. NCBI's taxonomy places the organism in Eukaryota, Metazoa, Chordata, Actinopteri, Acipenseriformes, Acipenseridae. Gene Ontology annotation, molecular function: protein binding. The transcript is spliced from 7 exons.
AAGGAAAUGAGGUCACAGCAUGCGUUUGAGCACGUUCGGGGAUCAAUAAGGACUUACGGGAUAAUAGGGUACGAGUAUGUGGAGUAUGGAUCAUGCUAAAAAAUAUUGUUGAAAAUCAAGAUUUGUAAUACCAAAAAGCCAAGGUUCGUGGGAACAGGAAUUCAUGGAAACAGGUGGCUGUCCUUUCACUACCCGAAUCGAAGAUAGCCUUAAUUGGACAGCCAGACUCUGAAGGGAAGUAAGCCUGCUUAGUGAGACUAUUGAUUGGGUCCAGGCCAGGGAACAUAAAGGAAGCAUUUGGAACACAGAUUGCACACAGUUGUCUUCAGUAUUGCCAAUUUAAUUGUAGAAGAGGAUGGGGGAAGCUGUAGCUAAUGUUGCGAGGAGGAUCAAUGAAACUGUGGAAGAGGAGAAAGACACUCUUGAUUUGUCAGCGUGCAAACUGAUUAACUUCCCAGACGCAGUCUACAAAGUCCUGAGGAAUGUAACAGAGAAGAUACAUGUUAUUACUUUGGCUAAUAACGAGUUUAAAUCAUUGACCAGCAAGUUCAUAACCAACUUCAGUCAGCUAAGAGAGUUGAAUUUGGAAGGAAACCACUUGACUAAACUUCCAGAUGUGAUCGGUACAAUGUUGCACUUAACAACCAUCAAUCUGGCUCGGAAUAAAUUCACUGCCUUCCCUGAGAAGCUGACUGACAUUAAGACUCUGGAGAGGAUUAAUCUGGAGGGAAAUGAGAUUUCCGAAGUGCCUAUGGAUAAGCUGUCAGCUAUGCCAUCUCUUCAGUGUGUCAAUAUGAAGUCAAAUCCAAUAAAGAAAGAAAAGUUGACAGCCUCAACACCUCCAAUUACAUUUGAGCUGCUGACGACUCCUGAAGACAAUGUUGUUUAAAUUAAUUUAUAAUUACAGAAACCUUAUUAUACUAUGUCUGCAGUAGGUUUUGUAAUUACAUUCAAUAGUUUUGCUACUAAAACUAAGUUAUUUUUUUUUCUUAUUAAUAGUACCCAAGUGGGGUUUGUGUGAAUUCACAUCAAAUAAUGUUAUUAUACAAAAUUUCAUGCAUUGUUUUAUUUUGUAAUGUGUAUAAUUGGAGGCUUGGUGGUCCAGUGGUUAAAGAAAUGGGUUUGUUACCAGGAGUUUCCUGGUUCAAUCCCGGCUCCGCCUCAGACUCACUGUGUGUGACCCUGAGCAAGUCACUUAACCUCCUUGUGCUCCAUCCUUCGGAUGAGACUUAAAACCGAGGUCCUAUUGUAAGCGAUUCUGCAGCAACAGGUGUGAAAUGUAAUGUGUUUGCAUAGAAGAUCUCCAUAAAAUAUAUAUAUAUAUAUAUUUUAUAUUUGGGGGGGCGGGGUACAUUUAAAUACAUCUGCUGUAAAAAAUAAAUAAAUAAAUAAAACCUUUUACAGCAUUUCU